Molecule: messenger RNA, 1734 nt
Organism: Theobroma cacao (cacao)
Lineage: Eukaryota; Viridiplantae; Streptophyta; Magnoliopsida; Malvales; Malvaceae
Source: RefSeq, a predicted model, not a curated record
AUGUUGCUGUCGUGUGCACUUUUAUACAACAAACCAGUUCUGAAUUUCUUAUUGCUGUUCAAUGUCAAUACAUUGCUUCUGUUAUGUAUCAUCACUUGGCUGCAUUCACAUUCUCCUGUGUUUGCAGCUACCACUUUGCAUGCAAAUGAGACAGACAGGCUAGCUUUACUCGCCAUCAAGGCUCAGUUAACCCAGGAUCCACUUGGGUUAACGAGCUCGUGGAAUGAUUCUCUCCAUUUCUGCAACUGGAGUGGAGUCAUUUGCGGUCACGGGCAUCAAAGAGUAAUCACCUUGAACCUUAGUUAUCAUGAUUUGGUAGGUUCUCUCUCUCCCUAUGUAGGGAACCUCACCUUUCUUCGAGGUAUCAGCCUUGAACAGAACUACUUUCAUGGUGAAAUUCCGCCAGAAGUUGGCCGCCUAAGUGGGCUCAGGUACCUGAAUUUUUCUAACAACUCCCUGUCAGGAGAGAUCCCAGCCAAUCUAUCUGGCUGUUCUAACCUCAUUAUGCUUCGUUUGGGGUUCAACAAGUUGAUUGGAAAGAUCCCAUAUCAGCUUGGGUCAUUGCAGAAGCUUGAGAGAUUUCAGCUCCACUACAACAAUCUCAGUGGACCAAUACCAGCUUCUUUAGGCAACCUUUCUUCUGUUAGGUCUCUGUCCUUUUCAGUUAACAGCUUCGAGGGAACCAUACCAGAUGCCCUGGGACAGUUAAAGACAUUAAAUUUUCUUGGCCUUGGCUUGAAUCAGUUAACUGGUAUUGUUCCUCCCUCAAUAUUCAACUUAUCAUCUAUAACCAUAUUUACUUUGCCAUUCAAUCAACUCCAUGGAAAUCUGCCAUCAAACUUGGGCUUUGCUCUUCCUAAUUUGAGAGUCCUGAAUAUUGGUCACAAUCAAUUUACUGGAGCUCUUCCAGAAUCAUUAUCCAAUGGUUCAAAUCUCCUUGAAUUUGAUAUCAAUGGAAGCAAUUUCACUGGGAAGGUUAAUAUUGAUUUUGGAGGGCUACCGGUUCUCUGGUCGCUGGUUCUUGCUUCUAAUCCUUUGGGGAGAGGAGAAGCUGAUGAUCUAGAUUUCUUGAAUUCUUUGACUAAAUGCAGAAACUUGCAGAUAUUGGAUCUAAGUAAUGACCAGUUUGGUGGGGUUAUUCCUAUUUCUUUCGGCAAUCUCUCAACUGAACUUGUCCAAUUGAGAUUGGGAGGGAAUAAGUUAUGGGGAAGUAUUCCUACUGGGAUCAAGAACCUAGUUAACUUGACUGAGCUAACAAUGGAGCAAAAUAACUUGACAGGCAACAUUCCAGCCGUGAUCGGCAACCUUAGGAUGCUACGGCUACUUGAUUUAUCUGAAAAUCAGUUUUCAGGGAAUCUUCCAUCAUCCAUAGCCAACAUAAGUCAGUUAUACAAGCUUCAUCUGCAAAGUAACAACUUUACUGGGAACAUUCCUUCCAGUUUUGGAAAUCUUACUUCCUUGCAAGACCUGGACCUUUCUCAAAACUACCUUAGUGGAGCUAUACCCAAGAAUGUUAUAGGUCUUUCUUCUCUAACAAUAUCCUUGAACCUAGCUCAAAACCAAUUAACUGGUCUGUUGCCUUCAGAAGUGAGCAAUCUGAAAAAUCUUGGUCACUUAGAUGUUUCCGAGAAUCAAUUGUCUGGAGAGAUUCCUAGUGGCCUAGGCAGCUGUAUUCCUGAGAGGACUCCGGGACCUGGACCUGUCGAGGAACAACUUAUCUGGACAAAUUCCUGA